CCAACCUCUGUUCCCAGCCCAUUACCAUCAUGCCUUGAGCACAAAGCAUACCUGACGUGACCUGGGGAAACAUUAAAUAGCCCCGUGCAGGCAUGGGCUUGCAGUGCAGCUGGGCUCUGUUGGGCAUUGUGCUUCCUGGGCUCCAUCAGGCACCUCUGGAUGGGUCAGCAUCAAAUCCCACCGGUGCUCGAAAGCCUUCAGGACCCACCUGAGGAUCCCUGAAGAGCUUUUGCUGUUGUCCCAUGCCUGCAAGGAGGAGCCUGACCACCACACAAUGAAGGUGUCCCCAUGAUUGCAGUCUUGCAGAUGAUGGCGUUCGGUCUCACUCUCCUCUCAUCUCUCUUCCUCCUCCUGGCCACAUGCACUGACUGCUGGAUGGUGAAUGCUGAUGACAGCUUGGAGGUGAGCCACAAAUGCCGGGGGCUCUGGAGAGAAUGUGUCACCAACAUGCAGGAUGGGGUCAGGACCUGUGACCAAUAUGACUCCAUUUUGGCAGACCAUCCAGUGAAGAUUGUGGUGACACGGACGCUGCUGAUCACAGCAGACCUCCUGGUGGGCCUGGCCUUGGCAACUUUGCUCCUUGGGCUCGACUGCAUCAAGUUCCUCAAGGAAGAUCCUCAUGCGAAACUGAGGAUGUGCUAUGGGGCUGGUGUCAUCCUUGGCAUUGGAAGCAUCCUGGGCCUGGUGGGCUCCGUGUGGUAUGCAGUGGAUGUCUACAUGGAGAGGGCCAUGCUGGUGUCACACAAUGUAUUCCUGGGAGUCCACUAUGACUUCGGGUGGUCUUGCUGGCUGGGGAUGGCUGGCUCAACAGGCUGCUUCAUAGCAUCCAUCCUGCUGACCUGCUGCCUCUACGCUUGUUCAGGUCAGUCCAUAUUGCCCGGGGUUGCCCCAUCCCACAACAGGGGGCUUCUUGUCCUGCAUGGCCCCUAUGUCACAUCCCUGACUCUCUCCUGCAAGGCCCCAGUGCCCGCCAGCAGUCCCUGAGGUUCCCCCAGCGUCAAAUUGUCACCAGCAAGAUGUACACCAUGGACUCCCGCGUGUGAUGGGCAGCAGCAUCUCCCUGCACCCAGUCCAUUGCAUGAUGCUCACCCCAAGUCUGACCCCAUUAAAGCACCAUCAUCUACUCCAGGACAUCUCCGCAACUGCUCUAUGACUCCAAUUUCAGGGCUCCAGGCAGGGCCUGAACACAUCAGCAGCUGCAAAAAGUGGGCAUGCUGCAGAAGCAAGUCACAGAAAGAGAAGCUUUACUGCCAAUUCCAGCCACAUUUAUUCAAAAAUAAAACCUAGAAAAGUGGUGGUUUAUGAAAAGAGGCUCCUCACUGACGCCAGAAAAGAGAGAAGGAGGUCUCUGCAGGGGUGGGGGAAAGCUUAACAUCCCUCCCAAUUUAAUUCCUUAUUUCCCCAUCAUAACAUGAGGGGAGCAGUUCAGGACCUUUCCAGAUCACACAGCUCAACUCAGUACCUCAUAUGACCCCAUAUGAAACCUGGGUCCUAAGUUCCUGCUUCCCCCUGCAUGCAACAGCACCCCAGCUCCUGCCACCCCAAAGCCCCUUGGGGAGCUCUCACCACCUUGAGGGUGACAGAAGCAAAGCAGCUCCUGGUCACUGCCCCAGUGCUGCUUUGGAGGAGGUGAGUAAAAAGCCUCAACUGCGUGGAGCAACACUGACUCCAUGUGGCUGCUGGCCCUGAUGAUGCAGCAGCCUGCUUUAAGCUGCCCCUGCACUCAGAAAUUUGGUAGCAUACAUGCCAUUUAGAAGCUGGGUAAAGCCAGUAGCCUGGAGCAUUCAAUAAUGUUAUCAUGGGGUUAUCAUUAGAGUAACUCCACAACCACACACAGAGGCAAUUUGAAAACUAGUGGAGGUGCUCUUCAUGCAGAGCUGGGUACUGAAGUCCAUGCAAAAAGAAUUCUGUUUUCCAUAUGAAUUACCCUUCUUCACUCACAAAACACUUUGAAAGUAAGCGUGAACCCCCAAAAUACCCUCUCCCCCAUUGGCUGUGAUUAAAAUCUCCCCAUUUCAAGCUCAGCUCCUCUGCUCGACAGCCAAAGGUGAU
This is a messenger RNA of Anas platyrhynchos (mallard), 2052 nucleotides long. NCBI's taxonomy places the organism in Eukaryota, Metazoa, Chordata, Aves, Anseriformes, Anatidae. The record is from RefSeq and is a predicted model, not a curated record.